CCGCCAACUUCCGGUCCGCGCCGGAACCCGGAAGUAGCGACGGGCGGAGGGUCUACGGUUUAUCGGGAUCAUGGAUUGAGACAUUCCUGAGGCUCUUGCAUCAUUGCCGGCGUGAAAUCCUUGGGAUGCUCCACUUGGAUAAGAGGUAGAAGAGCCGGGAGCCAUCAGGACGGCACAGGAAUCCGGGAGGAUGGACACGCUCAGGAACUGUACGGUGGAGGAGCUCCGGGAGCUGCAGGAGGAUUCCCAGGAAAUCGAGCGCUUGGCUCUGGAAUCACAGGAGGUGCAGGAGCUGCAGCUGGAGCGGGAAAUGGCCUUGGCUUCCAACCGGAGCUUGGCCGAGCAGAACCUGAAAUUCCAGGCGCCGCUGGAAUCGGGACGAAGCGACCUCUCCAAGAAAUACCUGGAGCUGCAGGAACUGGCCGGGAGGUGCCGGGAGCAGAAGGAAAAGCUGGGUGAGCCCUGGGAUCGUCCUGGCUCGGGAACGAAGGAUUCUGCUUCCCAGAAAGCCGAGAUCCCACUUUUUUCCCAGGAGAGAUCCUUUCGGGCUGUUCCUCUCUUCCAGAAAAUGGCGGAGAAAUUCCUGGAGGGCGAAGUGCCCUUGGAGACGUUCCUGGAGCAGUUUGCCGCCAUGAGGAAAUUGUCCCACCUGCGCCGGGUCCGCGUGGAAAAGCUGCAGGAGAUCGUGAGGAAGUCGGAGGGAUCCCAGGAAUCCGGCCGGGACUCGCAGGCUCCUCCUCCUCCUCCUCCUCCUGCUCUCCCUCCUGCUCCUCACGUUCCCGGCUCCGGGGAUCCCCCACAGCCCUUCCCAGCGGGAUCUCCUCCCUUCCCCCUUCCCUACAGCCCGGCUCCCGCGCUCCCUCCCGGCCCCCCGGCCCACGGGGCGCUGCCUCCCGCGCCUUUCCCGGCAGCUCCGGCUGCUUCCCAGCCCGGCUCCCAACCCUUUCCUUACCCAGCUCCCGGAUAUCCGUCGGCUCAGGCUCCCAGAGCCGCCUCCGGAGGCUAUUCCUGGUCUCCAUCCCGGGCCCCUCCGCAGCCGGCACCGUAUCCUGGUCCCAGUCCGUCUCCUCCUCCUCCCAGGCCGGGAUACUCUCCCUACAUCCCUCCCGGAGCGGGAAGGCCGCCCUAUCCCACCCAGCCCCCUCUCCCGAAUUUCCCGAUCCCGGCACAGCCUCCCUAUCCCGGGGCUCCCCCACCCUUUGGAUACCCCCCCCCUCCCAGCCCUUCCCGUCCGGCUUGGCCUGGAUACUAAUCCAGGACUUUCCGGGAGCAUCCUCUGCUGCUUCCUUCUUUUUCUGGGGACUGAGGAACAGGUGGAAUCCCAGGAAUUCCGUGGGAUGAGAGUCACAGUUCCAGGAGUCAGAGCCAGGUGAUUCCCAGCUGGAUAUAGCAGGAAGGAGCAGCCCCUCAGGGCGGGACCGGAGAGGAGAAGGCUCCAGGGAGACCUCGGAGCACCUUCCAGAGCCUAAGGGGCCUCCAAAAGAACUGGAAAAGGGCUUGGAUAUAAUGGACUGGAAUGAUGGGAUAAAGGGGAAUGGCUUCCCGCUGCCAGAGGAUGUGUUUAAUGGGAUAUUGGGAAGAAGUUCCUCCCUGCGAGGCUGGUGAAGCACUGGAAUGGAUUUCCCAGGGAAGCUGUGGCUACUCCAUCCCUGGAAGUGUCCAAAGACAAGUCGGACAGGGCUUGGAUCCGCCCGGAUUGGUGGAACGUGGUUGGAACGGGAUGAUCCUUAAAAUCCCUUCCCACCCAACCAUUCCGGGAUUGUCUGGGAGUCGGUGAUUCCCACCCAGCCUCUGGUAUUCCCGACCUCCCGCGUGGUUUUCCGGGCUCCUCACAUCCCCCUUCUCAGGAAACACUUGGAGACAGAGGGAACGACAGACACCGGGAAUGGGAUUUGCUCUGCUCAGCACUUUAUCCUACGCCCGUAUCCCUGGAAGUUAUUUAUAAGGAGGGGUUACUAAUGGACUAGGAUGGGGCUUUGUGGGAUUUCAUGGAAGCAAUUCCAUCCCUGGGGUCAAUUACAGUAAUAAAACUGCAUUAAUUAAUUCCA
Molecule: messenger RNA, 2048 nt
Organism: Lepidothrix coronata (blue-crowned manakin)
Lineage: Eukaryota; Metazoa; Chordata; Aves; Passeriformes; Pipridae
Gene: VPS37C
Product: VPS37C, ESCRT-I subunit
Exons: 5
Coding region: 191-1252 (353 amino acids)
Biological process (GO): protein targeting to vacuole; ubiquitin-dependent protein catabolic process via the multivesicular body sorting pathway; protein targeting to membrane
Cellular component (GO): ESCRT I complex
Source: RefSeq, a predicted model, not a curated record